CGCAUGCGGAUUCUUUCCCGCGCUAUUUCCAGCACCCGGUUAAAAAACGCUAAAUUAUUUUUAUUAUUAUUUUAUUUUACAACCGCCAUAUUUAAUUACUUACAUAAAUUAAAAACACGCAAUAAAGCGUUAAAAGCUUUCGAAGCGGACCGUACGAGCUCCAAACCAGCAAUACCGGCACUUAUAAAAACCAUAGCGCCAAAAAGGGAAAGCAUCCGGAAACGGUUAAAAGCAAAACCAAUACCGGUAAGCACCCCAAAUUUGUUAAGCCCGUUUUUAUUAGCACGCCGGAACGUGUAA
Molecule: messenger RNA, 300 nt
Organism: Gaeumannomyces tritici R3-111a-1
Lineage: Eukaryota; Fungi; Ascomycota; Sordariomycetes; Magnaporthales; Magnaporthaceae
Exons: 3
Source: RefSeq, a predicted model, not a curated record